AUGGCAAGAUUAUUAAGAAAUAUUUAUCUAUUCAGUUGUCAGCAAAUCAGACUCUUACCAAGAUUCAGUCAAUUUACACCAGAAAAACUCGCGCAAGAAAAUGAUGUUUCCGACCACCCACCGCCUCCUAAGCCUGAAAAACAUUCAAAGUUCCAAGAAACCGAAUGUAAACGUAAACCCACAUUCCAGGAGCCCAGAAGUUUAGUAAUCAAACCCCCAAAAAUAAAUCCACCAACUCAAAAACUGAAACAUGUUUCCAAAGAUCCAGAACCCCUUUUGGACCAAGAAGGUAAUUUAAUCUACACAAAAAUGCAGGAUGAAGACUCGAGAAUCCUAGAAAUAAUGUCCAAAUUAAAAAACAACAAGAAGAACAAUUUAAUGCUUCUAGAAGGCAAAAGGCUAAUUAAAGAAGCUCUACAAACUGGCUGUAAAAUGGACUAUAUUUUAUUCAGCCGCCUAAAAGAGGUCGAAUAUCUAAAGCCUUAUUUGCCUCGCAAAGGCCACCUAUACAAAAUGCCUUAUAGAGAAAUGCAAGUUUGGUCAGACUUGACCACAAAUCCAGGAAUUAUGGGCAUAUUUCAAAUUCCUUCAGCGGAUUUAUUUGAGCCCAAAGAAGCCUUACCAUUGACUAUUAUUUGUGACAAUGUGAGGGAGCCCAACAAUCUUGGAGCUAUUCUAAGGACAUCCAGUGGUGUAGGCUGUCAUAAAGUUAUUUUAACAAAAGGCUGCACUAAUGUGUGGGAUUCAAAAGUAUUACGCACCGCCUGUGGGGCCCAUUUCAGAGUGAAAAUAUCCAAGGAAACUAAUUGGGAUGAAAUUUCAAAUACUUUACCAGAUAAUUCCAAUGUGUUUAUUGCAGACAAUAAUAUUUUAAGCUCCAAAAACGACGAAAGUCUUCAAUCCAUGCAAGAUUUAUUAGCCAGUAUUCCUAUUUUGCCAUACUUUAGCACAGAUUUUAAAAAACCCAAUCAUUUAGUCCUUAUAAUUGGGGGUGAAACUGAAGGGAUUAGUAUGGAAUCUUAUAAGCUCGCUAGUAAAUUUAAUGGGGCAAGGUUGAAUGUACCUUUGAGCAAUGGAGUUGAGAGCUUGAAUGCUGGAACAGCUUUAGGGAUCAUUGUUUUUGAAAUUAAAAGACAGCUAAUGCAGAAAACGAAUUGA
This is a messenger RNA of Ceutorhynchus assimilis (cabbage seed weevil), 1158 nucleotides long. The record is from the annotation of a GenBank genome assembly. Lineage: Eukaryota; Metazoa; Arthropoda; Insecta; Coleoptera; Curculionidae.